Molecule: messenger RNA, 872 nt
Organism: Sander lucioperca (pikeperch)
Lineage: Eukaryota; Metazoa; Chordata; Actinopteri; Perciformes; Percidae
Gene: ndufs7
Product: NADH:ubiquinone oxidoreductase core subunit S7
Exons: 8
Coding region: 89-748 (219 amino acids)
Biological process (GO): mitochondrial respiratory chain complex I assembly; electron transport coupled proton transport; aerobic respiration
Molecular function (GO): NADH dehydrogenase (ubiquinone) activity; 4 iron, 4 sulfur cluster binding; quinone binding
Source: RefSeq, a predicted model, not a curated record
AUCUGGUCAGGAUUUUCUGAUACAGCAGCGCCCUCAGCAGCUCGAGGUCAUACGCACAGGAAGCAGUUUGACGUAACCAUUCCCAAAGAUGGCGGCGUUAGCUGCGCCUCGCCUGGCCAUGUUUGGCUGCUUUUCAACAAGGCCUAUUUCAGUGUUUGCUAGUCAUCAGAGAAGUCUGCACAACAGUGCAAAAAGCGAGAAUACCACCACAAGUGUGGUUCCAGUCAGAGAGAAGAGCACGGCAGUAGCAGCAGCCAAACCAGCAGCUGUAGCCAGCAGCAAAGGGGAGUAUGUUAUCACUAAGCUGGACGACUUGGUUAACUGGGCACGCAGGAGCUCUCUGUGGCCUAUGACCUUUGGCCUGGCAUGCUGCGCAGUGGAGAUGAUGCACAUGGCGGCACCUCGUUACGACAUGGACCGUUUCGGAGUGGUGUUCAGAGCAAGUCCCCGACAGGCGGAUGUCAUGAUUGUGGCAGGAACGCUUACCAAUAAGAUGGCUCCGGCUCUGCGGAAGGUGUACGACCAGAUGCCUGAGCCCAGAUACGUCAUAUCCAUGGGAAGCUGUGCUAAUGGUGGCGGCUACUACCACUACUCCUAUGCUGUCGUCAGAGGUUGCGACCGAAUCGUCCCGGUAGACAUUUAUGUUCCAGGUUGUCCCCCCACUGCAGAGGCUCUCCUCUACGGGACUUUACAGCUGCAGAAGAAAAUCAAACGUGAGAAGAAAUUGAAGAUCUGGUAUCGGAAGUGAAUGUGUUAUAUGUGUGUUUGUAUCUGGUAUGUAAAUGUUGUAUUUCUGGUUUCAUUUGGAGCGCUGCUCCUCCUCAAUGUAGAGCUGCAGGAACCAACCUCAAUAAAAUCAUCAUUGUAAUUUA